This is a messenger RNA of Tilletiaria anomala UBC 951, 2102 nucleotides long. RefSeq lists its product as uncharacterized. The coding region runs from base 96 to 2000 and encodes 634 amino acids. NCBI's taxonomy places the organism in Eukaryota, Fungi, Basidiomycota, Exobasidiomycetes, Georgefischeriales, Tilletiariaceae. The record is from RefSeq and is a predicted model, not a curated record. Gene Ontology annotation, cellular component: nucleus. The transcript has 2 exons. Gene Ontology annotation, molecular function: zinc ion binding.
CUCCCACGGAUCAGUGCCAUGCAGAGGGCUGUGGAAUAGAUGACCGUUUCGCGGAGCCGGCGAUGGUAUUCUGCGGUGCUUCAAACGCGACGACGAUGGAGGCGAGUCCGGGACGGCAGCAGCAUUAUCCAGCUGGAGCGGCGUCAUUUGUACAAGCAGCGAGCAUCGGAGAGCCGCCUAGCAGCAGCGAUGGCCCAGCCGUUCGGUCAUCCGAGGAUGAUAACGGCGAUGUCUCCGGGUCCUACUCUCACCUCACGUAUGUCGCGGCGGCAAUGGCCAUGCGCAACAUCGAUGCAGUUCUGAAACCUUUCGCCCCGCCGACGCCGUCCACGUCAGUGACAAAGCCAUUGGUAGCGUCAUCCAACGCAUCUACAACCGCCGGUGCUGCUGCCGCAAAUUUUGGCAUCAUGAAGGUAUCAGAAGUGCAAGAUCCAAUAAGAGUCGCUGCGGAACGGCAGGUGCUCUUCGAAAAGUAUGGGCGCCAGCAUCCUCGCUUGCAGCGUAUCCAUCCAGGAGUGUUCCAACGCCAUAUGGCUGGCAGCAGUGUCGGUGGCAGUGCUUCAAAUACUUGCAUGUCGCAAAGCUCUACGAAGCGGCGGAAGGUAGCUCCGAAACAUGCAGCAGCGUCGGCCAAGAAGCCGGAUGAACAAGUCUAUUCGCCCCUUUCGCUCCCUCAUCUCCUCGCGCGACUCGCGACCUUCACGCUCAGCAAUUAUUCGCUUUACAAGAAAGCUCGGAUCCCAAUCAUUAAUUCAGACUAUGACUAUUUACUAGGCGCAAGUAACGGCCAAAAUUUCCGGGAAGCAAGAUGGAAAGCUUGGAUCGAGAGGCAGCUUGGACCCGUCAACGCUGCUAGAUUGGGGUGGCAUGUGCUUACCGCAAACCACAGCCGCGACGAUCCGGCGGGCGGUAGAGAGAGGCUAAAUUGCGGGACAUGUCGCCGUAUAUGGAGCGUGGAAGACUGGCUGAAGAACGAUAUGAAGCAGACAUACCGUGAUGUAUCAGCGUCUAAGGACUCGUCAGAGGAAGAAGCGAUGGCCGCAGACGACCAGGCGACGGUAUUGUGGAAGAACCACCAUGAAUGGUGUCCCUGGAGGGUCAAGUGGAGUGCUCCCUCGCUGUACUCGCUCCCGCCCCAUGUUCGUCCGACGCUCCUCGAUGACGUCUACGACACCGCGGCAUCGCUUAUUGGCGUCCUGCAAGAGUCAUCUUCCGCAACAACACCUUCAACUUUCGGCGGGACUAUCCAAUGCACCACACCAUUAACGGAAUACCAGUGCGCUACGUUGUUCGCUGCACUGCGGGAGGUGGGCACGAAGCGAGCAACACGCACAACCGACGAAGCCGCGGCAAGUGCCACUGGUGCGAACGACAGCUUUUUACAUGCAAGUGAAGCAUGUCAACUGCAAGCUUCGCUGCUUGCCCUCUUCGGCUGGCAGCUCUGCAACAGCAACGUGGCUUACCCCUCGUUGCGGGGUUUCUCGAUCGGUGCAGAAGGUGCAGUCCUGCAGUGCACCAUGUGUCAACGCAAAAUCGGACUAUGGUCGUUCCUUCCGUCUUGCGCUUUGGGCGAUAUAUCAGAUGCUUCACGUGUGUGUCAGACACCCAAACGACUGGACGUUGUCAAGGAGCAUCGUGAUUUUUGCGCUUACGUUGUCCCCACACAUCGGAGGGAUGCUUCUUCAAAGAGUCGUCGAGAAGCCACCUUCAAUGACGGGUUGGAAGCGGAUAUAGAGGAUAAGUAUGAAGUAGAGGAAGAGCAGCGGCAGGGGCAGCUCACAAUUUGGCAAGUCCGCUUGCAAACUGUGCUGGGCCAUCCUUUAUAUCAGCGCGGUAGCACCACUCCCACCACCAAACACGCCGAUCUGCUACUCUCUUCACACCGAAGUGGUGGAGACGUUGAAGGGGCUGACCAUGGAGCAGAAGAAGUGAGCAGAGACGCAGGCUUGCGCAACCUCAACGCGUAUGAACUGCUCAAGCGCCUAAGGGAUGUGCUUUGAUGAGCCACGUGAGGCGACAUGCAAGAUGUUCAAAACAUUUACAAAUUUCUUCCUGGAGAUCCGGGCUUGCAAGUUGCACUACUGUUUAUACACCCACAUGAU